UUAACCCGUGACCUUACAUGUUCCAGUGACCCAACUAGCUAUAAAGCGACCUACAUAUUUUAGCCCGACUCUGCUUACGUGAAGUGCUUUAUUAUGAGAAAAGAUAAUCAAUACCAGCCAGUACGAUGUAACCUUUAAAUAAUAGCAAGACACUGUGUAUUCUAGUAAAAAUUCAAUCUUUGUCAGUUUUAUUUUGUGAAUUGUGAAUUAUUUAAACAACAGAGAACAGCCCGCAGUUGAACGACCUUGCAGUAAGAAGAAGAAGGGGUCACUCUGACAUAGCGACAUGCUGACCUAAUAGUAGCUAUCUAAAAGAAAAAAAGAGAAGCUCUGUGCGACCGAGCAACACACAACAUUAGUACCUUGGAGAUAUUAGUCAUCAAACGCCAUAGAAACAGGUUUUACAGUCAAGAAAGAAGUUAUCAGUAAAGAAUGGGUCUGUAGCUAAAUAGAAAAGAACAAGUUUAAACAAUCAUGGGAACUCCUUAACUGCAACAAACAUGCCCCCACCUAAAAAACCGAAAAAUGGCCCAACCACCGUGGAACAGUUCCUCUCCGGUGAGGAACUUAAGAAUAUGACAGUAAAGAAGGAAAAACUACAGACCCAGUCUUCUAAUGGAACGAGCAGUUCAUCAGACGUGGAGGCCCAAAAAUCUCCAAACAGCCCACUGCCAGAACAGGGAAACUCAGGUCCUCAUCAAGCAGCUACUGGUAAUGGAGACAGUAAUCAGAACAGUCAUAAAAUACUGAGAAAAAUAUUCACAGCCCAGCAAGAAGCAACUGUUUCAACUGUACAUAGAUCUCUUUCAUCUUCAAGCGAUGAACCAGCAUAUGAAAGGGAUUUAACAGAAGUUAAAAUAGAAUAUGACAAUGAUUAUGAAACAAACAAAGAAUCUGCAGCUACUACUGUCUCUGUGCCUUUGACAGGGAACAACUCAACUACCCCAACACGAAAUGGUAAGAUGAAAACCAUGGCAGCAGUUCAGUACCUCAAGCCACAGGAUAAAUCAUCUCCUGGACAAAUCAAGGAACAUUUUGACACCAAACAAACGGGUCACACAGAAAUCAGUCGAACAAUCCUCACAACCGAUCACCUCCGCAUCUAUGAUCAGUCUGUUGUCCGUCUACCUCUUUCAGAUACCUCAGUAUCCCAGCCAAGUACCUCAUCCUUAUAUUCAGAAAUGGCUGUGCCCAAUCUACCUCCUUACAGUUACCCAGCAGUACAGCCUGCAGUCAACAAUGAACCUUUUGAUUUGUCGGUCAAGAAAAACAGCAUCCUGGAAAUGAUGCAAAAUUCAAAAGUUACCCUCAGUAGAUCCGAUCAGUUCGGAGACAUUAUGCCACGGGUUGGAAUUCUACCUCAGGGACCGGGUAAGAUGACACCGGCCACAUUAUCUCUAUCUCAAGCUCUUUACCUCACAGGCAGCUCGGCCAAAUCAGCCAGCAGCAGCAUCUCCCCUGUCACAGGGGCACAUCUCAGGGAAGUCAGGGGCUCAGAUGUUCUUAAUGCGAAUCCUCAUCGAGUUGUCAACCUUUUAACCACUCGAAUCCUUGCGCCAGAAGAUUAUCCGGUGUCUACUAUCAUUGCUGCUCGAUCUAAUAAUUCAAGAGAAAGCCCAUUUUCAGGGCAUGAGAGCUUACAAGAGAUACAAUAUGGGGAAACGGUGGAGAAUAAAUCCCCUGUAGAAGAUGCACGGAUGGUAUCCCCAGGCAUUUGUAUGACCACACAUCAUUCUAUGAUGGUUAAUAACAUCCACAUACAAGCCCCCACAUCUACUACACAUGAUGGGCGUGGUCGAGAAACUAAGUUUAUCCCCCCCAUUGAACCACAAAGUGCUAUGUUACUAGAACCACAAUUAAAGAGACAAAAUACACCACCAGGAAGUAGCACACCGUCUAAAGUUUGUCAAGUCUGUAAUGAUAAUGCAUCUGGCUUUCAUUAUGGCGUUUGGUCAUGUGAAGGAUGUAAAGCAUUCUUUAAAAGAAGUAUACAAGGUAGGAUCCAAGGUCCUGUUGAUUAUGUAUGUCCAGCUACAAAUAACUGCACAAUAGACAAACAUAGACGUAAAAGUUGCCAAGCUUGCCGUCUGCGCAAGUGUUAUGAAGUUGGAAUGAAUAAAGGAAGUCAAAGAAAAGAAAGAAAGAGUAGUGGAGGUGGAGGAGGAAAGGGAAAACGAUGUCGUGUUGAUUCUUCAGAGACAGCUGUUAAUUCAACAUCGGGUUCACUCAUUCCUUCUAAAUGUGCCAAACGGAGUCGAGCUUAUGCUAUAUUGGAAGCGCUGCAGAAAGCUGAUCUUCCUGUACUAGAGAGUUACCAUAAUCAUAACUUGCCGCCAUCUAGAAUACAUUUAUUAAAUACGCUGAUCAAAUUAGCCGACAGAGAACUAGUAUACUUGAUAAACUGGGCCAAACAUGUCCCAGGUUAUACAGAUCUGUCUCUAAGUGAUCAAGUCCAUUUGAUAGAAUGUUGUUGGAUGGAAUUAUUGUUAUUAAAUUGUGCAUUUCGUUCCAUGGACCAUGAAGGGAAACGUCUAGUCUUUGCACCAGAUUUUCAUCUCGAUAGACAAUUAUGGAAUUUGACUGGAAUGACAGAAAUAUUGGAUCAGGUAGCAGCUGUAUCAGAACUAAUGGUACAAUAUUGUAUUAGUAAAGAAGAACUUCUACUAUUACAAGCUACAGUAUUAGUCAACGCAGAGGUACGAAGAUUGGCAAGCUAUAGUCGAAUCCAAGACAUGCGACAAGUCAUUCUGGACGCCCUUGUAGAAACAUCAGCACGGUUCCAUGCAGAUAAUGUUCGGCAUGUUCCGUCCAUCCUCUUGCUGUUAACCCAUAUACGACAAGCAGGGGAGCGUGGCAUUGCAUAUUUCCAACAGUUGAAGCGAGAAGGAUGUGUGGUAUUCUGUGAUUUGUUGACUGAAAUGUUAGAAGCCCAUAAUAACAUGAGCGAUCGUAAAAUAAAUACAGACACAGAAUAACGACGACUAGACCGGCGGAUAUUGAAAAACAAACUUGAUAGAUCUAGUUGUUUUUUGAUCUGCGGAGUAAUAAUAUCUAGAUUAAUUUUGUAAAUGUUAAUCUGGAUUGUUUAAACUUUUUUGUUUAUUUUAUUGUAAAAUCUACCAAUAGGUGGACUGUAACAGGCUAAAUACAGGUGAAAAAUUUCUAAACAAUUGAUGUUAUAAUUAUUAUAAUCAAUUAUUAUUACUAUUAUACUUUAGGCCUGAUGUACAGUUUACAAGCAUUUAAUGAGUUUAAAUAUAUGUCGUGUUUACAUGCCUAAGGCAAUGAUGUUUGUGAAGCAUUUUAUCCUUCUGCCUGUGGACACAUUGAUAGUAAUUGUUCUAUAUAUGAAACUAUUGUAAAUAAUAUACAGUUGGUUUUCUGGCACCAAGUGCAAAACUAACACCUGAUAGGCUUCAGAAUAUACUCUCACCAUUGACAAGAUAAAUACAAUAAAAAGAUGAGAAUAUUACAAGACGAGUUAGCAAAGUGAUGGUUUAAAACCACAUUGUCUUAACAUAACAUCACCAAAGCCCAGUUCCUGGAAAAUUCUAAAUCAAAGCCAAUUUAGUGAAAAGUUUAGAAAUGAGUUGCUGACUAAGAACACAUAGACACAUAAAAUAGAUUAACUGAUAGUUAAAAGGUUCUUUAACCCAGUCGGUGCCAAGCAUAUGUUGAUAUGCCUGUCAAGUUGUCAUGUAAUUCCACAGUUUCUAGUAUUAUUACCAGAAUACUAUUUUUUUUUUGCAUAUGACUUAUAGACUUACAAAAUGAAAUUCUCCUUUUAUAUAUUUAUGCAAAUUAGUUUAUUUAUAUGCAAAUGACAAAUUUUACACUACAUCGGGUUAUUGAGAACUAUUUAAAGAAAAAAAAUAUUUUUAGCAAUAAUCUUUUACACAUUCUUGGUAAUAAGUAUAGUUGCUGUACAACUUGACGAUAAAAAGAAAGACAAACCAGUAGAUAAAUUUUUAACUAUAAAGCUGUGUGACUGACCUGAACUUCAAAUUGCAUACCAAACAGUUUCCAUACCAGGCACCGAAGGGGAUAAAGAUGAACCCAGAUGAAAGAUUUAAGAUAUUUCUAUGAGCUUGGCCCUUGAGACAAUAUGUCAGAUGCACAGCUAUCUGGGAGACUAAGUGUUUUUAAAACACCUCAAGAAAAACAUGUUUAUAUGUAGUCUUUUAAUAAAUGAAAUUGUACACAGGCUGACGAUGUGAAAACACAAAUAUUAUUAUUAAAAUAAUAAUAUAGUAUUUUUAAAAUAAAUUUUAGAAUAGACUGUUGAUGGUACAUUGGACAUUGAUUGCAAUUCAUCAUCUUUAAUUUGAUUUUUAUACACAUAGUUGUAUUAAUUCAUCAUAAUCUAAAGUUUAUUUCAAAUAUUCUGCAUGGUACAUUUAUAUAGGAUAUGGGGAGUUAAUUUAGGUUUAUAUAUAUUUAAACAAUUCUACAUUUGUUUUUGUUUUUUAAAAAAAGGUUUAAUAUUUGAAAUUUUGACAAAAGUUUUGACUUCAGAAUCUAAUGUGACUGAGUUAAACUUACUUAGAGAAUAUAUUUUGUUUUUGGAAUGUAUUUUUGAAUAUGUUUUGGGUAUUCUUAUAUAGAUUUCUCCAAUUGAAGUUAUAAGUAUAAAGUGCAUUAGUUAAUUUAAGAUCAAAAAGAAAAUUAAUUAAAUUAUUUUUCAAAUAAGACUCUUUAUCAAUUAUUUCAUGAAUAAACACUAUCAGUAUCAGGGGAUAGAAUUUCAAAUAACUUUUCGAAGUAUUCCUUAAAUUUAAAUACUACAAAAUAUGCCCCAAGACUUUGAAGGCUAGUAGUCCCUUAUUUACAUAUAUUUAGCUUGUUUGGUAUAUUGUGUUGUGUUAAUUGGGCUUCUGGUCACCAAGUGACAAGCUUAUUAUAUAUGUCUUAGAAAAAUGAAUAUCAUUUGUGUUUCUUACGAUAUUUCACACAACUGUUUGUCUUACUUCCCUUGCUUUAUUUUUAAGAGAAUCACGCUUGUUAAAAUUAUGUUAUUCAAAACCUAUAGACAAACUAUUAUUUUGUAUUAUACACAAUUUGGAGGAAAAACGCUUCUUAGAUUCCAGUUUUUAUAGUUAUAAUUGAAUGUAUAAAUUUGAUGCCAUGAAGAUGACUGUCUAAUUAUGUUAGUGCAAACCAUACAGUAUGUUGAUGGCAUAAAAUUGAUAUCUUUCUAAUUUUGUUAUAAGCUCAAGUGUCUGUUGUACAAAUAGCUGGGUAUUAGUUAAUAUUAUGUUUUAAUUAUUCUUUUAUGUAUAUCAAACACUUUUAUACAUUUUAUUGUUGAGUUUGAUAUUUUCUGAUUGAAACAUUUAAAAAAGCAAAUUAUUGUUUUCGAAUUGGUUAUCAUCUAAAAUACACAACAAAAUUAAUAGUCAAUAAAUUUUAGAUAAUAAAUUGUAUCUUAUGAAUUAUUUUUUUAAUUAAUUUAACAGUUAUUUAGGAAAAAAGAAUAAAAACAAAAAUUAUAUUUUGAUAUUAAUAAUGAAUAUAAAAAAACUUUGAAACUUUAAAUUAUCAUGGUUGUUUUUUAAAUUUUAUGAAAUAAAUUAUAUUUUAGUUAAAUUUAAAAAUUAUUGAGGAGAAAAUAAUAUUUAAACAAAAAUUAUGUUUUGAUAUUAAUAACAAAUAUUAAAAAAAAAAUUCUUGGUGGUUAAAAAUAUUAUACUAUAAACUGUUUGUGUAACAGACACUGUAUAUAUUGUGUAGUGCUCAGUAGUGCUGGUAGUGUUAAGAUGGUUUAUCUUUCACUAUAUAUCUAUGUGUAUAUACAUUUCCCUUCAAUUCACCUAGUUAUAAUAUGUAUAUUGGGAUAGAAUGGAUCGUGGGAUCGAGAGAGAGAGAGAGUAGGCUGUAUAAAUUUUAAUCAUAUACUCUUGUAGAAAAAGAAGAAAUGAGAAUAAAUUGAUUUUUAAAAAAUGUUAUGAGCUAAUGAAUCAACUUGUACCACUUCUUAAUUGCAGUUAAGUACAAUCCAGUUUUUUGAAAACAGAACUAAUAAUUUGUUCUCUAUUAUAAUAUUCAAAUUUCGAUUAUUGCUAUUGAAUAUGAUAAAUUACUGUUCAAAGAAUUUUAAACAUAUUUUUUGUAUAUUUGAAUUUGAUAAUUUGUGAAAUGGAUACAACGUUGCAAUAUGAAAAUUUGAUCAUCUAGAAUUGAUAUUUUUGUAACCACAAUCUGGACAAGAGCCUGUGGGAGAAUAGCAAUCAAAGUGAAUGAAAAAGAUGCAAGUUUUGACACUAUUUUUCCCCAAAUAUACUGUAAUGUAGACCAGUUUUUUACCACUAAUUAUGUCACAUAAAAUGUUAUGUAUUCCAUUAACGAAAAAGGGCAUGGUGAAGUAAGUUAACAGUUUAUGUUAUAUUUUAGAUGUGCUACAAUUUAGAAAACUCAUUAUAAAACUUUUGGACAGUUCAUUGUUACAUAGCUUAUUAUGUAUACCAGUAUGUAUUUUUCUUUGAUAUUCACAAAUUAUUUACAUUAUCACUGUUAAAUAUAAAAAAGAUAUUGAUUUUGACAAUUAACACACAUCAAAAAUUUACAUUCAGAUGUUUUUUGGUUUGUGUAAAUAUUAAGAUCAGUCAGAAAUGUCCUUUGUACAAUAUCCAAACAUAUUAUGCUUAAAGAAAUAAAAAUGGCAAUUAUUGCUUUUAGGAGAAAUUAAA
Molecule: messenger RNA, 6686 nt
Organism: Patella vulgata (common limpet)
Lineage: Eukaryota; Metazoa; Mollusca; Gastropoda; Patellidae
Product: estrogen receptor
Exons: 10
Coding region: 501-2975 (824 amino acids)
Biological process (GO): regulation of DNA-templated transcription
Cellular component (GO): nucleus
Molecular function (GO): steroid binding; nuclear steroid receptor activity; zinc ion binding
Source: RefSeq, a predicted model, not a curated record